Acytostelium subglobosum LB1 is the source of this 555-nucleotide messenger RNA. RefSeq lists its product as hypothetical. Lineage: Eukaryota; Evosea; Eumycetozoa; Acytosteliales; Acytosteliaceae. The record is from RefSeq and is a predicted model, not a curated record. The transcript is spliced from 2 exons. The coding region runs from base 1 to 555 and encodes 184 amino acids.
AUGUCAGAUGCCUACUACCAACCAACUUCGUCCUCUUUGGCCUCAGCCGACAGCAUCUAUACUCCUCGCAUCCUUUUUCAAGUCACUGUCUCCAGAGAUCAUAGUGCAUUGCCCAGUCAAACCAUCUCUAGAGUCGUCACAAGACUCAGGGCCAUCAAUCCCAAAGAGGGCCCUAUCUCGAUUAACAGGAGCUCCAAUCUCGCCAGCAGCAAUAUAUACUCUCGUGGACAGCAUGAGCUAACUGACUCCCAGAAGGACGAGUACCAGAUACUGCUACUGGAUGAAAAAGACUAUCUCACACAAGUGGCCCAUGCUAUCCAUAACGAUGCACAGAUAGUGGAUAAGCAAAAUGCCAUCACAUUGAAAUCCAAGACCUACAAUGCUGACAAGAAAAAGGCCACCUCCAACCUGAAGUCCUAUCGCGGCUUCCAAAACUAUCUCUGUGACAGUUUCGAGUUUCAGCACAAUCUCACACAAUGCUUGCUUGUUCUGCAUCCUCCUCAUCCAACUGACAUCAUUGAAUCUUCAUCAGCCAAUCAGGCUGCAGCCAAUUAA